CUCACAUUUAAGGUUUAAUCAAAAUAAGUCUUGAAAUAAAUCUAAAAUCGGUUCUCGUCAUUAUGAGCGACUAUAAGUACAUGAGUGGUUUUGACUCACAUUUUUCUUCGGAAGAUGAACGUUGUCCAAAUGCCUUACCAGAAGCUCAAAAUUCUCCACAGAAAUGUCCAUAUGAUUUAUAUGCCGAACAAUUGUCUGGGACAGCAUUUACUGCGCCACGAAAAGAGAAUGCACGAACAUGGCUAUAUAGAAUACGUCCAAGUGCAGUGCACGAGCCAUUUGUGCCAUUUAAAAAUAAUAAGUUUUUGAGUCAUAAUUGGGAUGAACACGAACCAAACCCAAAUCAGAUGCGUUGGAAGCCCUUUGAUUUCCCCUCUUCAACGGCGAGAGUAAAUAUUGUGGAAGGUUUGCAUACGAUUUGCGGUGCAGGAGAUGCACGCAGUCGUCAUGGACUUGCCGUACACAUUUAUCUCUGUAAUGCUUCAAUGGAGAAUGCAGCUUUUUAUAAUAGUGAUGGAGAUUUUCUUAUUGUACCUCAGGAAGGAAUACUGGAUAUUGUUACUGAAUUCGGUAAAAUGAGCGUAGCACCUAAUGAAAUAUGUGUCAUUCCGCAGGGCAUACGCUUCGCUGUUAAUGUUGUAGGACCUACUAGAGGUUAUAUAUUAGAAGUUUACGAUAAUCAUUUUCAUCUACCCGAUCUCGGCCCAAUUGGUGCCAAUGGUUUAGCUAAUCCACGUGAUUUUCUUACACCAGUAGCAUGGUUUGAAGAUCGUGAAGUUAAAAAUUUUCAGGUGUUAACAAAAUAUCAAGGGGUUUUAUUUUCGGCUUCACAGAAACAUUCUGCCUUUGAUGUUGUUGCUUGGCAUGGCAACUAUGUUCCAUAUAAAUAUGAUUUAGCUAAAUUUAAUGUCAUUAAUUCAGUGAGUUAUGAUCACUGCGAUCCCAGUAUAUUCACAGUUCUUACAUGUCCAAGUUCACGGUAUGGAACAGCUAUUGCCGAUUUUGUUAUAUUUCCUCCAAGAUGGUCUGUGCAGGAGCAUACAUUCCGUCCGCCAUAUUAUCAUCGUAAUUGCAUGAGUGAAUUUAUGGGCCUUAUUUUGGGUAAAUAUGAAGCCAAAGAAGAAGGUUUCAUGGCCGGAGGUGCUACUUUACAUUCAAUGAUGACACCUCAUGGACCUGAUUACAAAUGCUUUGAUGGUGCGUCUAAUGCAAAAUUGGUACCUGAAAGAGUUGCUGAGGGAACACAGGCAUUUAUGUUCGAGUCUUCGUUGAGUAUGGCAGUUACAAAAUGGGGUCAAGAAACUUGUCAAAAAUUGGAUGCUAAAUAUUAUGAGUGCUGGCAGGCUUUAAAGAAAAAUUUUAAAAUAUCAAAUUAAUAUUAUUUCUCAUUAUAUA
Teleopsis dalmanni is the source of this 1395-nucleotide messenger RNA. RefSeq names its product homogentisate 1,2-dioxygenase (gene hgo). NCBI's taxonomy places the organism in Eukaryota, Metazoa, Arthropoda, Insecta, Diptera, Diopsidae. Gene Ontology annotation, biological process: L-phenylalanine catabolic process. The transcript has 8 exons. Gene Ontology annotation, molecular function: homogentisate 1,2-dioxygenase activity. The record is from RefSeq and is a predicted model, not a curated record. Gene Ontology annotation, cellular component: cytoplasm. Bases 63 to 1376 code for a protein of 437 amino acids.